AUUCAAACGUCGUCUGUGAAAAAUUCAACUCUAUUUUGUGCAAUUUGUUUCUUCUGAAAUAAUUAGUAGAACCGUCUGCAGUGACUCUAAAAUUAGCAGAAUAACAGUUAAAUAUAACAGAAACCGCAAUGAAGCGGAAAUAUCAUUAUCCAAAUGUGACGAACGUAGCGCAGAUCUUGAUCGACCGUAACUAUAGGGACAUGGAACACAUCGUGAGGAAUCGACUUAAAACUGCCCCGCAGUUCAUUGAUAAGAUAGAACUGGAAGCCGAGCUCAAAGGCCACAACGGUUGCGUUAACUGUUUGGAAUGGAGCGACAACGGUCGAGUGCUGGCUUCCGCGUCCGACGACUUCCACGUGAUGCUGUGGGAUCCGUUUAGUCAUAAGAAACUGUACGAUUUGGCCACACCGCACGAUGGUAAUAUUUUCUCCGUCAAGUUUCUUCCGAAACGAAACAACUCUACGCUGGUCACGGGUGCCGGUGACUGCCGUACGUUCGUGUUCGAUAUUACCCGCAACGAGUUCCCGAUUCGGAAGUGCAACUGUCACGGGCAGCGCGUUAAACGGUUGGCCACAUCGUCGAAACACGUUCACCUGUUUUGGUCGUCGGCCGAAGAUGGCAAAGUGCUGCAACAUGACAUGCGUACGCCGCAUACAUGCCGGGCCAAUGAUGCCAAUGUGCUGAUCAAUUUGCGCAACCACAUCAACGAAAUGCCGGAGGUGAAAUGUAUCGCCAUCAAUCCGCAACGGCCGGAGCUGAUGGCUGUAGGUGCAAACGACUGUUACGCUCGGGUGUACGAUCGGAGAAUGCUAUCAUUGAUGAAGCUCAGCACAAACGUUGAACUGAAACCGAACGAAAACGAUACCGACAAUGUACCGCGGGAUGGAUGCGUUCAGUACUACUGCCCCGGUCACUUGAGCCGCAACAAAGAAACGGUUUAUUCGAUGUUCAACCAGAAAGCGGUCACCUACCUAACGUUCAGUCCGGACGGGGGAGAACUGUUGGUGAAUAUGGGCUCGGAACAAAUCUACCUUUACGAUUUGGCCCGACCGAAGGAGGCAAUGUUUCUGCAACUUCCAAAGUUCACCGAUCCAAUCAUCGGAACUAACGGAACGACUACGAACGGAGAAAAAAAUAGACAUAAACUGCCACCGGAUGUGGAGUGCAUGAAGAAGGAAGGCAACGCCAACCUGGAGAAGGAAAAGUAUCUGCAGGCCAUCCAGCAGUACACGAUGGCCAUCCGGAAAGCCCAGGAGAAAGAUUGUUCCAUUCUUUAUCUGAACCGAGCGACGGCUCUCAUGAAAAGGAAUUGGUACGGUGAUGUCUAUGCCGCGGUUCGUGACUGUCACCGAGCGCUUCGUCUGGAUCCGCACUACGUCAAAGCACAUUUUCGGCUAGCUCGAGCUUUGCUGAAACUUGGUCAACUGCCGAAUGCAGCAUCAUGUUUAUCCGAACUGGUUCAACGGUUUCCGUCGUACGCGAAGAAUCAUGGCGUUUUGAUGCUGGAUAAGGACAUUGAGGCGGAAAUGGAGAAACAGCGGCAGAGGCAACGGGAACGACCUCUGGAUGCCGAAACGGAUCAAUUUUCCGAUAAUGAACUGGCCUGGCGAGCGAGCGCUUUGGACUACGAGGAUCGAUUUGUGGGUCACUGCAAUACAAAAACUGACAUCAAGGAAGCAAAUUAUUUUGGCGAUUCAAACUACAUCGUUGCGGGAUCCGACGAUGGCAAUUUCUUCAUCUGGGACCGGGACAGUGGAAUGAUUGCGUCGAUCUACCAAGCGGACGAGCUGAUAGUGAACUGUGUUCAGCCCCAUCCGUUUGUAUGUCUGCUUGCCACUAGCGGAAUCGAUCACGAGGUUCGUCUCUGGUCUCCGCAGGGAUUCGAGUCACGACUGAAGCAUCGGAUAGACGAGGUAGUCGGAACGGUCAACGAGAAUCAGAACCGAAUGCAGUCCGACCCGUUCGAUUCGUUAGCUCCCGAUCAGGCCAUGUGUCGAGCUAGUUAGCUUCUGUUGGUACGGUUUAUAUUUAGCAUAUAGUGUGUGAUUGAACUUAGAGUUAAUAAGUUAUUCGCUAGGAUACUACAUUUAUAGCCGAGUGCAGCCAAGUCUUGUUUAAUGAGCAUGACACAAAAUUAACCGUCGCACGGAAACUUGUUUGUUUCUGCAGGGAAUACGCUGGACAGUGUACCAACUCCGAAAAUGGUUUACACACCAAUUGCUGGCGUAUUAAUUAAUAUUUCUUUUUUUUGGCUAAUUUUGACAGUAGCUGCAUUUUUGCGAAAAACACUCGCACGCGUGAGAGCGCGAUAAAUUUUAUUUUAUUUUUGUCUUGGAAAUUGAACCGCUCCACAGUUGCAUACUACAGAACGGACAAGCCACAUAAACUGUUGCGUUGAAUUAGUGCCAGUUCGAUCAUAAACAUUGUUAUAUUUAAUAAAGAUAUUAAUGAAACAUUUGA
Malaya genurostris is the source of this 2460-nucleotide messenger RNA. It is a transcript of the gene adp, whose product is annotated as WD and tetratricopeptide repeats protein 1. Gene Ontology annotation, cellular component: Cul4-RING E3 ubiquitin ligase complex; cytoplasm. The transcript has 8 exons. Gene Ontology annotation, biological process: negative regulation of fatty acid biosynthetic process. NCBI's taxonomy places the organism in Eukaryota, Metazoa, Arthropoda, Insecta, Diptera, Culicidae. Bases 129 to 2006 code for a protein of 625 amino acids. Gene Ontology annotation, molecular function: protein binding. The record is from RefSeq and is a predicted model, not a curated record.